Caretta caretta (loggerhead turtle) is the source of this 6299-nucleotide messenger RNA. The record is from RefSeq and is a predicted model, not a curated record. NCBI's taxonomy places the organism in Eukaryota, Metazoa, Chordata, Testudines, Cheloniidae.
CUGACUUACCCGCUGAGCCACCGGCCGUGAUCUGGUGAGAAGCCUCCUGCAAAAAGCCGCCCGGCUUCCUGGACAUCUUCACCUGCGCCUGGGAAGCAGCAGAGCGGGACUUUUCAUACCAGCUGUCUUCAUAGAUUGAUCUGAACUUGCUUUGGGUGCUUAUAGACUUUUGAUUUUCUGGGCUAAAGAUUGAAGGGGUCCCUUUGCAGGAUUGGGCCCUAACUGAAUGAGCUAAUCCAAAAGUAAAUGAGGAACUUAGAAAAAGGUUGCCAACUCCAAAUCAACAGUUAUACAGAAUCAAAAAAGAAGAAGCUUACAGCUUCAUUUGAGGACUUUUGUAAGGCACUCACUGUUCUAGCUCUACAAUCUUGGAGCAAAAACCAGAGUGAGUGCCAGAUCAAACAAGUUCAGAAGUACAAAUGGAGGACUGGUCAAAAGAAAUCUGUAGUCUGGAACAGCAAAGAGAAGACUUUUGUCCGAAAUUUCAGCUUUAUCCAAGUUCUUCAAGAAGCCUACGACCACAACAUGAAUUAGUCAUCCAAGGCAAUGUUGAAGCAAUGAAGCUGUCAGAUUUGCCAACAGCCACCUCACUCAGUGUUCAGAGUGCUAGCACCCAGAAUGUGUGUCUAGAUCAUGUUAUUGCCCCUUGUACUGCUGAAGAAUCAAGUAUUACAGAAAAACAAGGUAGAAUGCUCUCUGACCUCAUGACUUCUUGGAAGGAGACUGGAGACCUAGAUAAAGAGAUGAAUAUUGCAUUCCUUUUAAAAGAAUUGGAUGUUGUAAGGGCAAAGAAUAAAAAGCUUCAGGAUAAGCUGUCUGAAAAAGACAAGGAGCUGAAGACAAUAAAGCUGGACUUAGAACUGCAAGAGAGAGCUACAGAAGCUAAGAUUGCGGAAAAGACUGCAGCACUCGUGGAAGAAGUUUAUACAGCUCAACGAGAACGUGAUGAAGCUGUCAUGGCUAGACUUAGGUUAGCCAAUGAAGAGCGAGAUGAAGCACUUCUUCGAGCCAAGGAUUUGGAGCAGUCCCUUAAAGAGCUAGAAAAUAUUAACCCUGAAGAAAAUGACAUGACAUUACAGGAAUUACUGAACAGAAUAAACAAUGCAGACACAGGGAUAGCUAUACAGAAGAAUGGAGCUAUAAUUGUGGAUCGAAUACACAGGACCAAGGAGCGUAGAAAGAAAAUAACAGCUGAGGAAAUGAAUGCAGUGAUAGAAGAACGGGAUGCUGCUUUGUCUCAAUGCAAACGGCUGGAGCAGGAGCUUCAUCAUCUGAAAGAGCAGAACCAGACUUCAGCAAACAACACGAGACAUCUGACUGCUGAAAACAAUCAAGAACGUGCUCUGAAGGCAAAGUUGCUAGCUAUGCAACAAGAGCGAGAGACUGCUGUUCAACAGAAUAAAAACCUAGAAGAAGAAAUUCAGACGCUACGUGUUUAUUACAGUUUACACAAAUCUCUGUCCCAAGAAGUGAGUCUUAAGGAUCAGUUUAACUGUACUCUUAGUACAUAUGAAGAUGCACUGAAAAGCAGCGAGGAUAUUGUAACCAUCACACAUCGCCAAAAUGAGCAGCUAGCUACCCAACUGCAGCAAGCCCUAACAGAGCGAACAGACAUGGAAUUAAAGCUUCAGCAAGCUUUAGAAGCUUCACAAGAGGCCAACGAAAAAGUUCAAACAGUUCAUGGAAGUCACGGAGCUGAUACCACGGAGUUCAUGGAAGACUCUGGAGCUGAUACCCUGGCAGGGUUCCAGCGACAGGCAGCAACAGGGGCACCCUGCAAGGUUCCAGCGACAGGUUGGAAAGACUGGUGGACGUCCUGAGGAAGAAGAUUGGAGCAGGGACCAUUAGGACUGUGAUCUGACUGAAAGCGCCAGCCUAGGGAAGUAUUCACAUCUGGUGACCAGGCUGCUUCAUUCAGCACUAUGUAAACACUAAAGCCUUAACUUAGCAAACAGUUGUUAGAAGUGGGACACUCCAAUGACAUUCCAGACUGAGAUAAAAUCAAAUCAUAAAUGUUUAACCACUUCGCUGCUGAGUUGUGUUAUUUGUCAAACUGUAUCUCUGCAAACAUGUAUUUGCUUUAAGCAGCUGUAUUGUGGUAUGGUCAGUGAGUAUUGUGGAAAUCAUUUGUGUGCUGUUUUAACAGUAGUCUCUUCUCUCAGUUAACAUUGUCGGACUGCAAUGUGCUGAAAGGCAUAGUCUGGUCAUGUUGUUACAUACGGCCUGCUUCAGGGGCCAGUCCUACAAAGCACAGUCUCAAAAUGUAAAUCUACUGUGCUAUUUAUCAGUCCGCAAACAAUUGAAUAUUUUAAUGUUGAAUGUAUUUCUUAAUUGAUAAUAGAAGUUCAGAUUCAAUGUUCUAUGUAUAUUAAUAUCAUGGAGAUGUUUUCCUUCUGAUGCACACUCAUAAUCCCUCCAUAUUGUAGUUUGUUAAUCAGAAUUAUGUAAAUGCAUCAUGGGGAAGGUAUACACAUGGCUUUAAAAAGAAUUUCUAUAGCUAGCACAGAAUCCUACUAUAGAUCAGUUUCAGCUCCUUAUAUACAUGUAUGUACAGUUAGAUUUCACUAAAAGAGUAGAUUCAUUAAAUUGUAAAAACAUAGUUACAUUGAUUAGUGUUGAAGCUGUAGAGAAGAUUAUUCUGAUUGUUAUAUGUCACUCUUCUUCCCUCUCCUGUGAAAGACAAUCUCUGAGGGGUUAAUACUCCACCUUGCUGGGGCAAAGGAACUGCCAUUCACCUCCACUGUGUAAGGCACAGCCUCACCUCUUCUAUAUCAAUCUUCUUGCCUCCUCCUUUGAAAUGGAAGCACUGAACCUUCUGCUCAGCCCCCCUCGUCUGGCUUUUGUGUGUUUAUGCUGUCUUCUCUCUUUAGUGAUUGUUUUUAUAGAUACAAUGAAAGAAGAGAAUAGAAGAAUGAAGGAAAGAAAUCUGCAAUAUGCCGUUUAAUGUGGAGAGUCAGACUCAGGGUCCGUCUUUCUGGUCAGACACUGCAACAUGCAGAAUGCAGAAUACUCUGCAUUCUUUGUCUGCAGACCUAGGCUCCUUUUGGUUUCAGUAUGCCAACUAGGCCACUUGCAGGGGAAGGUACGUUUACCUACAGUUCAUAGUACUUGUUAUGCCCCAGGAGACUCUAUGAGUGAUUCCAAACCACCCACUCUGCCCCAAGACAGACUGUGAUUAUUGCUUCUGAACCUCCAUAGUCAUUAAACCACAGAUGACCCUUUAAUGCUUCCAGACCUGGAAACUGGUAAAACCCUAGAGGAACCAAUGACUGUUGCACCAGGCCCUAGUUCCUCUUGUGCGCAAAGUGAGCCUGUAAUUACUCUCUUGAGGAUGCUGCUCUCACUAGAUUGGAAGCAACUACUAACCUAUUCUAAUAUCCUUACUGUACCCCCAGUGGUGUACUGAGUGGCAUGCCACAUGCUGUGGACACCUCUGUGCCAAUUCUGCUUGAGGGAAAUGGCAAACAAGGAAGGAAGAAGUUUUCGUCCAUGCUUGAGUGACCUAGGUGUCACUUUCACAUUUAUUCAGGUAUAUCUAGAAUUUUCCCCUUGAUUCUCUCUUAAGGGUAGGGCUUCUGAUUUUCAGUUUUAACUGAUAUAGCGCUCUUAGUGCAAAAAAUGAAACUGGUGUUUAUCCAAUGAACAGCAGAAAUGGUUACUUGUAUCAAAGAACUUGCCUACAUGGAGCAAUAAUGUGGACUGUGGGAUGUGAUUUCUAAAGCGCACUAAUGUAUUACACAUUAAUUGGUCCAUGUAGACGUGGCUGGCAUGCACAAAAGGUUCCCUAGUGCGCUAUGACAUAGUGCUGUUUGAAAACAGUACUGUGUUAAAGUUCACUAGGGAACAUUAUAAAGAGAUUAAUCAUUACAGUGUAUGCUACUGUAAUGAGUAAUAUAUAUAAUAUACAUCACUCAUUGCAGUGUAUAUAAAGAGGCAGCCCACAAAAAAAUCUACCCUGAUUUUUGGACAGCUACAUAAAACUAAAAAAAAAAAAAUUGCUAAAAAUAACCCCCCCCCCCAAAUGAAAAACAGAAUCCCUAAUGAAAGAGCUCCUAAUCCUUUACAUGCAGACUUUACAUGAUCAUGCUUCCAUCCUCCCUUUUUAUCCAGGAAAGUAGGAUUGAUCAUACAAGAUCAGAUCAGUAGUCAUUAAGUCAAAUAUACUCUUUCUGGUUGUGGCCAAUAGUUGAUUCUUCAGAGCAAGAUGAUGACCAUCCAUAAUAUAGUUGUGCCAUGUUGUAUAUGAGGGAAAAUUCCUUCCUGACUCUGUGUUACCACUUAUACCAUGAAGCAUGAGAUCAGAUUACCUUUUAGCAUGGAUUUUUCGCACCCUUGUAGUGCAACUACAAAUGACUUUUAUUCAUUGUUAAAUUACCCAUCACUUUUUAAAAAGUCAGCUACAAAUAUUUGUCGUCUUUGGGAAAAUGCUUGUGAAGGCUCAUCUAAACGAGAAGGACCCCUUGAGUUCUAAUCCUGUCCUGCUACUGGCUUGGUGUGUGGCCUUGGGCAAGUCAUUUAGGGCCCGAUUUUUAAGGUAUUUAGGCACCUAAAGAUGCAGAUAGGCACCUAGUGGGAUUUUUCAAAAGUGCCAAGGUAUAGAAUCAUAGAAUAUCAGGAUUGGAAGGGACCUCAGGAGGUCAUCUAGUCCAACCCCCUGCUCAAAGCAGGACCAACCCCCAAUUUAUGCCACGAAUCCCUAAAUGGCCCCCUCAAGGAUUGAACUCACAACCCUGGGUUUAGCAGGCCAAUGCUCAAACCACUGAGCUAUCCCUCCCCCCAAUGGGUAAACUCCCAUUGAAAUAAAUUGAUUUAUUCUCCUGCUCCCAUUGAAAUGAACGGUUAAUCCCCCCAGUGACUUCAGUGGUAUGGGAUCAGGCCUUUAAUCUCUGUAGUGUAGGUGAAUUCCUGGACCCAUUAAAAUCAAGGGGAGUUUUGCCAUUACCUUUAAUGGGGGGCAGGAUUUCACCCUCUUAAGUUUCCCCAUCUGUAAAAUGGAGAUAAUAGUAUUUUGCUUUUGCUUUUCCUCCCAGAAUUGUUGAGCGGAUUGAUUAGUUAAUGUCUGUACAGGUGUAAAAUACUGUAUAACCGCAAAAUAGACAUUAUUUAUUAGUCUCCUAAUUUAUGGGGAAGGAUGAGACUGUGUCAGAUUACAUCCCAGUAGUGAUAGUGCCUUUACCACCAGUUCAGAGUAAGGGCUUGUCUUCCAUAGGCAAAGACUAUGACAAUGGUAAUUACUGGUGUAAGCAGUGUCACCAUUACUUUGAUGUAGCAUAGAGAUAUAUGUACAUUUCAUAUCCCUCCUGAGAUUUUGUGCAUUUCUCUGCGUGAUCAUGCAGCGAAUGACAGCACUGGGAGCCAUUCAUGAUGCAUGCCAUGAUAAAAUAUGUAAAUAGUGUCACGUUGUCUCUGGAUAAGAAUGUUAUUAAUGCUUUUCAGCACUGUAAUUAUAUUCAUAGUAAGCCUUCCCUAAGCCCUCACUAAUUAACAAUAUUGUGACAAGUCAACUUUAACAGAACAGAACUGUGGCCCUUUAGUUAUUCAGUACUGUUUUUCAUUCAACCCACAGCCAAAAUCUCACAGCAUAGUUUUGUACAUUGGUGUCAGGAAAGCUGCUGAUAGUUGAAAAGUUCAUAGCCCACUCAGUAUUGUAGCGGAACCCUAUAGAUGAAAUCAGUUAUAACCCUCUUUAAAUAUAUUCAGCUGAUAGGAAGACUCAUUAGUUAAUUAUUAAUGUAUGAGAAUUUGAAGACAGCUUUUACAAAUAAGCUAUCAUAUUGAAAUAGUUUAAUAAUGUCAAUGUGUUGUCACAGAGACAUUCCAUUUUUUUUCAAAUUAUAGGAUAUUUUAUAAGAUUUUCAUUCACUUUAGUUUCCACAUUAAAAUGGUUUUAUAAAAAAAUCUUAUUAGGUGACCUUGAAUUGUAAUUGCUUUAGUUCACACACAACAAUGAAGUUGCUAUCUAAAUGUAAGUUUCUACAUGCCUUUGUUUUCUUUGUUUAAAAUAAUGCCAUAUGAAAGCUGCUUUUUGGGGGUGCUGUACCCCACGUACCAGCAUAAAACAAUUUACUGUGAGGCAGAGAAAACUCUUGCAACAAAUGAAUGGCAGUUUUUCUGGUACUAUACUUGACAGCGUUGCAGCAUUAUGUGAAGUUCAUCUGGCUUUUAUAAUUACACCAAUUAGCAUAAGGUCUGUGCAAAAUAUUCCUUUUUCUUCCACUGCACUGGUAAAUAAAAAAUGUAUUCACAAAUCCAAGAAACAAAGUGUUUGUCUUGUUUUAGCUUGAUCGUAAGUCAGUUGC